AUGAAAACCACUGGUGGUGACCUGUUGGAGUCCAGCAGCUUUGCUGGCUCAGACUUACUUUGUGGAGAUCCAGGGUCAGAAGUGAGAGUCAGGAUAGACGGGAAUGUUUUCACCGUGGAUAAAAAACUCCUGGAGGAGAACUGUGAAUACUUCCAGGCUCUUUUCCGAUCAGGAAUGAAAGAGUGCCAGCAGGACGAGAUUGAUCUUCAGGUUGUAAGUGCUCGUGGAUUCCUCGCAGCUCUUCAGGUGAUUCGUGGUGAAAGACCUUUUCUUAGCGCUGAUGAAAUUGUUGAUGCUGUAGAAUGUGCCGCCUUCCUUCAGGUUCCAGCUCUUGUCAAACAUCUCAUAAACAUCAUUGAUUCAGAUAACUGCGUCCUCAUGUAUCACUCAGCUGCCAGUUUUGGUUUGUGGAAGCUCUUGAGAAGUGCAGGCUUGUUUAUUCGUGACAUGUACCAAGACUUGAAGGAGGACGUUUGGUGCUUGCCAAAAGAACUCAUCGAUUAUGUGGAGUCUCUGAUUCCUAGUACAUAUAUUACUGUGGGCAGCCACUCGCCCACCAUCAAACUGCUUCAGGACUUCAUGAGGACGGUUUGUUAUCUCGAUGAGGAUGAAAAAGACUGGAAGGUCCUCACACACCUUCCUCUGGAGGCUAGCACCACCAUGGCUGGAGUUACUGUGUUUGAUAAUAAGAUCUUUAUUGUUGGAGGCGUUUAUGACAUGAGUAAAAAAGUUGUGGACUCAGGCUACUGCUACGAUGUCACCUCAGAUACCUGGAGAACUUUCUCCAAUCCAAAACAGCUUCGCUAUAACUGUACACUAGUGGAACAUGAAGGAUCUCUCUACGCUCUCGGUGGAGAGUUUAAUCGAACCUCCAUGUCGUCUGUGGAAAAAUAUAACGUCUGCACAGAUACCUGGAGCUUCGCUGCUCAUCUCCCCAAACCUGUGUCUGCCGUACCGUGUGCCAAAACCAUGGGCAGGAUGUUCAUCUGUCUCUGGAAACCGAAAGAUGCCACCGAGAUUUACGAAUACCUCUCAGAUACAGAUGAGUGGAAUCUAGUGACCACACUAAUACGACACCAAAGUUACGGGCACCGUAUGGUGGCACAUCGGGACAAACUGUACGUGAUGAGGAACGGACCGUGUGACGACUUUCUGAAAUGUGUAAUAGACUGUUAUAACCUGAGCUCGGGUCAGUGGACGCCCAUAUCGGGGCAGUAUGAGAACAGUGAGGGAGCUUUGUUCACGGCGGUGGUGAGAGGCGACUCGGUGUUCACCAUGAACCGCAGAGCUACGGUGGAGUACGCCAUCGAGGAAAACAAAUGGAGGACAAAAAAACAGAUGGGCGGGUUUCCAAGAUUCGGCUCCAUGUGGACUUUCCUCCUGAGACUGCCCAAAAAAAGCAAAGAGCAUCUGGGAAAGGCAGAUCUGACUCACGUCCAAGAUGUUAAUGCACCCUCUCAUGUCCGUCCAAGUUCUGUCGUAAAGUGUUAUGACUGAUCAGAAUCUACGUAAAUCAGACUGUGGAGAAACGCUUUAUUUAUUACGACCUCAUUUACAGCUGAUUUUACUUCAUUGUGUCUCUGCUUAGCCAGAAACUUCCACAAUUCAGCUGAUAUAUAAUAAUCACUAUAUACACUGAGGGCUAAAGUAUGUAGACACCCCUCAAAUUCUCCAAAAUCACAGCUGGUCUCACAAAUGCUUUUUUUGCCUAAAUGAGCACAGAUUCCCACAGACACACCUCAAAAACCUGUGAAAUUCCUUUCCAGAAAAGUGGAGGCUGUCAUAUUCGCAAGAGGUGGGAAACAAGGAGUAGGGUGUCUACAUACUUUUGGCUGUAUACUGUGUCGUUUUUCUGUCUUUUUGAUCUGAUUGAAUAGAGGAAAUGGAUGUGGGUUAGGUGUGUAAAUUACAAUGUAAAGAUAUUUAACGUUGUUUUGUGGUCAGAGUCUCUCUA
Molecule: messenger RNA, 1954 nt
Organism: Trichomycterus rosablanca
Lineage: Eukaryota; Metazoa; Chordata; Actinopteri; Siluriformes; Trichomycteridae
Gene: kbtbd13a
Product: kelch repeat and BTB domain containing 13a
Exons: 1
Coding region: 1-1497 (498 amino acids)
Molecular function (GO): protein binding
Source: RefSeq, a predicted model, not a curated record